ACGUGUCUCAAGGGAAAUCUUAACUACUAUAAAAUCAUGUUUAUGGAAAUUUCAUUCGUCAAUCAACAAUGUGACCAAGUGUUAACCAUUUUAUAUCAGAUACGUGAAUGGGAUUCUAAAAAUCGUUCUCUCUCAUUCAAAGAAAUGAAAUUGAAAACACUUCCAGUAAUCGAUUUGUCUCCAUUUACUGAUUCUAAUAACUUUGAUUCAGAAUUUGCCAGACAAACUGUAGCUCGAGAACUUCAUUUUGCAUGUAGAGAUGUCGGAUUUUUUUAUUUGAAGGGUCAUGGUAUACCACAAGAUACCUGUGACCAUGUUUUAAAAUUGGCAUCCGAAGGAUAUCAAAGACUCGGUGAAAAUGUCACAAGAUAUCAAAAAGACUGGCAUGAGGCACUUGACUACUAUAAACCAAUCCCCCGUAAUCAUCCAUUGGUUGUCAAAAAUCUUCCGUUAAGAGGCGAAAACCAAUGGCCAACAAAUCCUUCUGAAUUUCGUAGUGUAUUUGAGCAAUAUAUAGAACAUAUGAAAUCUCUAGGUGCUAAAGUUAUGAGUGCUAUUGCCAUGGGUAUAGGAUUGGAACAUGAUUAUUUUGCAGAAUUUAUAGAUGAUUCCUUUUGGGUGAUGAGAGUAAUUGGAUACCCACCUCUGAAUAGUGCGAACGGUUUAGACCGUGUAAAAUACAGUUGUGGUGAACAUACUGAUGCACUCCAAGUUAAAACAAAAGAAGGAGAUUGGAUUAACGUAGAUCCUAUACCUAAUUCUUUUGUUGUAAAUAUUGGUGAUAUGUUAAAUGGUCUCGUGAGUACUUUUGGCCGAAACGAGGCUUUAUUUUAUAAUACCAUAAAAACACAUGCUAACAUAUAUAUUAUGGAUAAAAGAAUUCCUUUCUUUUACGAACCAAACUUUGAUGCAAAAAUUGAACCACUCUCAAAAUGUCUUGAAGUUGACCCCAUUAGUCACCAUGAAGGUGUUGUGUACGGUGAACAUUUGCUUAGUAAA
This is a messenger RNA of Dentiscutata erythropus, 999 nucleotides long. The record is from the annotation of a GenBank genome assembly. NCBI's taxonomy places the organism in Eukaryota, Fungi, Glomeromycota, Glomeromycetes, Diversisporales, Gigasporaceae.